Cryptotermes secundus is the source of this 1756-nucleotide messenger RNA. RefSeq lists its product as uncharacterized. The record is from RefSeq and is a predicted model, not a curated record. The coding region runs from base 33 to 962 and encodes 309 amino acids. The transcript is spliced from 5 exons. Lineage: Eukaryota; Metazoa; Arthropoda; Insecta; Blattodea; Kalotermitidae.
GUGGCAUUCUGCCCAAAAUUGACUGUUGGAGAAUGGAGUCGGAAUUUCGAGGCGAAGACUCUGAGGUUCCUGUUCCAGAUGACAAAUUACCAACAAGGAAUGAGGAGGACACUUCCCCUAAUCGAAUGCCCCAGAGUCAAGGGAAAGAGACUCCGCUGAAGGAGCUCCCAGUGACAGUUACUGCGGCAACGGUUACUAUGAGUCAGCCACUGGAGCCAGUGUCUCGGAGCGAAAAGAGAAACCAGACUCUUGAGGGCAGAGUGGAAUAUCCCAUCCACGUUCCCCACUACGCUACCAAUGUGACGAGGGCCAUAACACCGGAGGGGGCACCGAAAAUCACUCCGGUGAAGGAGCUCCCAGUGACAGUUACUCCGGCAACGGUUACUAUGAGUCAGCCACUGGAGCCAGUGUCUCGGAGCGAAAAGAGAAACCAGACUCUUGAGGGCAGAGUGGAAUAUCCCAUCCACGUUCCCCACUACGCUACCAAUGUGACGAGGGCCAUAACACCGGAGGGGGCACCGAAAAUCACUCCGGUGAAGGAGCUCCCAGUGACAGUUACUCCGGCAACGGUUACUAUGAGUCAGCCACUGAAGCCAGUGUCUCGGAGCGAAAAGAGAAACCAGACUCUUGAGGGCAGAGUGGAAUAUCCCAUCCACGUUCCCCACUACGGUACCAAUGUGACGAGGGCCAUAACACCGGAGGCGGCACUGAAAAUCGGCCGCGAAUACGAGAAGAUAAGUGGAAAUCAACAUAAGAAUGUGUGGGAAAAGGAACAGGUAGAUCUUCAAUGUGAGAGAAUGAGACAAGAACUCGCCAGGAAAGAAAAAGAACUAGAACUAUUCAUGAUUGAGAGAGAAAAAAUAAGGAGACUGAGAAAUACUUUCGCGAUCUCAGAAGAAAAAGAUUGUGAGCAGAAACAGAAUGCAACAAACAACAAAGCGUGUGACAAAAGAUACAUUUAAAGCUAAGUCAACGGUAUGAAUAUUAUGCAGAUGAAGACUGCUUUAAUGCUAUUUCAUUUCAUACUGUCAUUAGGAACAACAUCAGUUAUGUACAAACUUGGGAAAUGUAAGCAAUGUAUGCUCAUGUUAAUUUAGAGUCCUAAAUAAUGUGUAGUAAUAGGCCUUUGGAAAAUUAUGAAACAUUGGCUAAGGAAUUCCUUUUUUGGGAACAAAGUACAGUUGAACCCUCAUUAUUAUUUGUCUUUAGGUUGGUAUAUUCUUACAAUAAAUUUUGAAACCUCUCAAAUUGGAGAGAUAUGAACUUUGAGCAGAAAAUUUUGCUCAAGUAUUCACAUAAUAUCUCUGCUCUAAUCUAAGGAAAGAAUUACGAACUUUACAAUACAUGAAUCAUUAAAAUAAAAUAAAUUUAUAUAGAAAAUGCUUUAGUUCAGAUCAUUCACCAGAUGUAUUUCAGAUCAAUCAUAAGCUUCAAGCUUCCUUUUCUGCCCUCUUUGGUCAUGUGCUCACACUUAAACUGCGCAUGCAUGAUAUUCUCCUUCGAAAGCAUGAUGUAGCAUGCAGCAUGUAGAUGGAGGGAAUCCAAGGCAAUGUUUCAUAUUUGUGCAGUGGAUAUUUAGAUCAGAUUUCAUCCAGAGCCCCACUUAUCUUCAGCUUGUGAUGAGGCAGCAUCCAAGAGGUUACAGUAGAUGUGGUGUGACAUGCCCACUUCCCACUACUUGCUUGAGCUCAGUGAACAGCCAUGCACAUUGUGGUUAGGAUUCCCUUGAGAACACAUUUGGUGCCAUUCGUUCAUA